Larimichthys crocea (large yellow croaker) is the source of this 1350-nucleotide messenger RNA. RefSeq names its product cysteine rich DPF motif domain containing 1 (gene cdpf1). The record is from RefSeq and is a predicted model, not a curated record. The transcript has 3 exons. The coding region runs from base 95 to 505 and encodes 136 amino acids. Lineage: Eukaryota; Metazoa; Chordata; Actinopteri; Sciaenidae.
AUAAUUAUCAUGACUCGCUAAUAGCCACAGACAGUGUGCGGGUCCUUGCUCCCCCGGUCCGGUAGGUGGCGGUAAAACUUCAUGAAACAACAAAAUGAAAACCAGGAAACUCCAGCGAACUGUUCCUGCUCUGAAAACGAUGGAGCACACGACAAGUGAAGCCCCUCAAAAAAUAUUCACCUGCCAGGUGUGUGAUUUAAGCAGCCCUUUCACUUACCACGGCCAGAAACCACCAAACACCAGAGCCAUCGUGUUGCUUGAGGAGUGUUUUGUCACCAGAGACCCCUUCAGUCCGGACAAGGAGAAGUUUCUAGUGUUGGGCUCCAGCUGCAGCCUGUGCGGGGUGCGUGUCUGCGUCGGACCGGACUGCAGUCUCUUCUACACCAAGAGGUUUUGCUUACAGUGCGUGAACAAACACUUGGACCAGUUCCCCCAUCAGAUUCAGACCGAGCUGGCUAAGAAGAAGAAGCAGCAGCAGCAGAGCUCCAAUGCUGGCGUCUCAUGACGUUAGACAAAGAGGUCCCAUAACCUUCAACCAGAUGUCUCUCGCUUUACCAGCUUUUUUUUUUUAAUUUUUAUCAAACCCAUACUGGACAAAAACACCACACCAAAAAAAACUCCAAACAUCCUGUAAUUUAUUAGCAUAGCUCUGGGUUAUUAUCAUUAUUAUUAUUCGGGUGGGAAAUUAACACCACACAGAGAAAAAUACCCGUUUAUUCUGUAAGCUGCCGUAUUAGCCUACAGGGUGUUAUUCGUCGAUUGUUUAUUUGUUUCUGGAGAGAUUUAUAGAAGCGAGCAACGGGUGUGACCGGUGUUGCCGGACCCCUGUGGGAUUGUGGUUGCAGGCUCGGGGAAUCAGAUCCGCUGGUUUGCAACAAUUAAAAAUGGCUCCCUGUUUAAAAAAUCUGAUGUCAUGCACUAUAUGUGCAUAGUUACACAGGAAAAAGCCGAGUGUUGAAUGCUACGAACAGCAUUUAAAUUAAUAACGCGUGCUUGUUCGGCCUUAAUCUGGCCCUUUUUUACACACUGCUCAACACAUUAGACUAAAGAAAAAAAUUCCACUGGUUGUGCAAGGUAGAGAAGUUAAUAGGUUAAAGAAUUUCUCUAUGUUGCACAAUGUUUUGUAUGUAUGAGAAAAAACACAUUUCACUACGUUUCAGCAACAUUUCUAUGACUAAUCCUUCCAACUACAAAUGUUUGUGUUGACAGUGACCCCUCCUUUUUGAAGACCGCCUCACUGUUAUCCCUUUCAUUUGUGCAUCCAUGGCCACAGAGUGCACUGUUGACUUCUGUGGAGUCCAAAAAAAAAAAAAAGUAUUUCUGUGUUAUCUUAAACUAUAAAAAAAAAAA